Aspergillus pseudonomiae is the source of this 1491-nucleotide messenger RNA. RefSeq names its product TDT family transporter. Gene Ontology annotation, cellular component: plasma membrane. The coding region runs from base 123 to 1310 and encodes 395 amino acids. Gene Ontology annotation, biological process: sulfite transmembrane transport; transmembrane transport. NCBI's taxonomy places the organism in Eukaryota, Fungi, Ascomycota, Eurotiomycetes, Eurotiales, Aspergillaceae. The transcript is spliced from 5 exons. Gene Ontology annotation, molecular function: sulfite transmembrane transporter activity. The record is from RefSeq and is a predicted model, not a curated record.
CGUAACGUCGAUGAUUAUUUUAGGAAACGGGUGGCAACGGAUGUCUCCGAGUCAAUAAAACUCUCCGGCAACCAUUACCCAGACAUCAAACAGCUCAAGGCUGAACAUCGACAAAUCGAGUCAUGGCUAGUUCAAACGAAUGCUCAGGACAACCCCAACUCACAAAACAUGAUACGGGCUGGAGGAGGGUGGUUCGCAAUUUCACCCCUUCGUGGUUUUCGGUCACGAUGGGCACAGGCAUUGUUUCAAUCCUGCUAAAUACCCUGCCCUAUAACGGCGAAUGGCUCUACUGGAUUUCUGUUGUGGUCUUUGCCUUCAACGUUCUUCUCUUCGCGAUAGGAUGUGUCAUCACCAUCCUCCGGUACUCGUUGUACCCGGAAAUUUUCACUGUAAUGAUUACCCAUCCGGUUCAAUCUAUGUUCCUUGGGACAUUCCCCAUGGGCUUUGCCACGAUUGUUAAUAUGUUUUGCUUCGUCUGCGUCCCAGCUUGGGGGGAAUGGGCCAAGAACUUCGCCUGGGGGAUGUGGAUAUUUGACGCCAUUCUCUCAGUCAUUACCGCUCUCUCACUGCCAUUUUUAUUGAUGUCCCAUGGAGGCGAAACGCAACUCUCAUCCAUGACCGCGGUUUGGCUCCUCCCCAUUGUCAGCUGCGUCGUUGCCGGGUCUUCCGGCGGCAUCGUGGCGGGUGUUCUCUCCAAUCCGCAACAUGCGCUAUGGACUGUGAUCGUUUCGUAUGUGUUGUGGGGAAUUGGGCUUCCACUGGCCAUGAUGGUCAUGGUGAUCUACCUACAACGACUGACUCUGCACAAGAUUCCGCCCAAAGCGGUGAUCGUCAGCGUUUUCUUGCCUCUGGGCCCAUUGAGUCAAGGCAGUUUUGGGAUCUUGAAACUGGGUAAGGUGGCGCAGACAAUUCUCCCUGAAACACACACACUUCAAGCAUCAUCCGGCGAUGUCUUCUACACAGUAGGCUUCCUGGUCGCCUUGAUUCUCUGGGCUUUCGCACUUGUCUGGCUCUUUUUUGCCCUGGCAUCCAUUGUUCGAUGCAAGAGCUUUCCGUUCAACAUUGGAUGGUGGGGGUUCACAUUUCCCCUGGGUGUCUUCGCCACCUGUACCUGUGAAAUGGGCACAGAGUUGCCGUCGGAGUUCUUUAGAAUCCUUGGGACAAUUGUCUCGCUUUGCGUGGUUGUAUUAUGGGUUGUUGUGACUGUUGGGACGCUCAACGGCGUGGUAUCUGGACAGUUGUUUGUCGCGCCGUGUUUGGCGAACUUGAAAAUCAAGGACGAGGACAAAGACGCGACCAAAGCUGCGUAACAGAUCGGUACUGUAGUGUACAGCACAUUGUUGUGGGUUGGCUGUAGUUUUUUUUUUUAUUUAUUUUAUAUUUUUUUUGACACGCGAUUAGGGUUAUUCUUUACACUUUUUCUAAUUGUAUGGUUGGUAGAAAAGAAUAUUUGGAAAAAUAUAUAUAAUUUAAUGAAUUAUUGCUAUUGCA